CCGCGGAGCUAAGGCGACAGGCGGCUGCUGGGGGCCGACAUGGACAAGCUGAAGAAGGUGCUGAGCGGCCAGGACACCGAGGACCGCAGCGGUCUGUCCGAGGUUGUGGAGGCAUCAACGCUGAGCUGGGGCACCCGAAUAAAAGGCUUCAUCGCAUGUUUUGCUAUAGGAAUCCUCUGCUCACUGCUGGGUACUUUUCUGCUGUGGGUGCCCAGGAAAGGACUGAGCCUCUUUGCAGUGUUUUACACCUUGGGUAACAUGGCAUCAAUUGGGAGUACCGUCUUCCUCAUGGGGCCAUUGAAGCAGCUGAAGCGCAUGUUUGAGCCUACGCGUCUGAUUGCCACAAUCCUGGUGCUGUUGUGUUUUGCACUUACCCUGUGUUCUGCCUUUUGGUGGCAUAAAAAGGCACUAGCGCUCAUCUUCUGCAUUUUGCAGUCUUUGGCCUUGACAUGGUAUAGCCUUUCCUUCAUACCAUAUGCAAGGGAUGCUGUGAAGAAGUGCUUUGCUGUGUGUCUUACAUAAUGUCUGCAGAGAGCGCCGCGGACGGAAGCUGGUGGACCGUCUUGUAAAUGCCCUCUGGACUCUGUCUCACAGACACGUGCCUUUCACUUGCAGCAACGUGUUGUUUGCAAUUUGGACAUUUUUGAGGGUUGCCCAUGGGAGCAGUCAUGAACCCUAAACCCCAGUGUCUGUAGCACAAUGUGAGGUUCUGUGGCUAGUGUAGGGACUCUUCCUCAUGACCGUUUCCUCUGGAUGGCCUCCCACCGAGUUCUCGCAGAGGAGACUUGGUUUACUAGCAGCAGAUGAGCUGCAGGAACCACUGAUCCCCAGGUGGUGGCAGGAAGGCCUAGCAGAUUAUAGGGUUCAGCAGGAAGGGCAGAAUUUUGAAGAUUUGCCCCUCACCAAGGAAACCAUUGUCACUGCCUCACACAGUAUCAUCCCUGGUGUUUCUGCCCUUCCUACAACCCUGGAGAGCCUGCCCUGGGCACACUGCCCUUCCUGUGGACUGCACCGUCUUGUUCAAUCACAACUGGUUAUGGAAUGUCUUUUCUAGUGUUGAGUGUGGGUUCUUUCUCUUGCCCUCUCCCUCCCAUGUCUCUUGUCUUGUGACCUUGGGACACUGCUUGAUUGAAAGUGAAGUAGUGGCCUAAAGAACUAUUUGCUUUUGGACAGGAGCCACUAGAAAGUGAAAAACCUUCAUGUCCCCUGCUCUGUUUAUUUUUCUUCAUUAUUUAUAAAUGUUUACUUUUAUUGAUUGUAUUUUCCGUUCUUCGCUGGAGUUGGGCCAAGGAAAGUGCAUGGGAAGACAGAUCCCUUGUGGGGCCAGCAGGAACUAGGCAUGCCAGCCAAGCGACGGUCAGUGCUCUGGCGUUGCAGUAAGCCUGCGCUGGACACUGGAAAGACACCAGCCCGCAAGUGGUCAUGUCGCAGCCUGAUGCCUACCCCCACACACAGUGUUCUUGUGUUGAUGAUCUUAUCUGGUCCUCAUGGGAGCCAUGUGAGGAAGCAGGAUUGGUGUCUCACUGUACAAAGGACCAAGGCUCAGAUGGGUUCCAUGUCACCUGACCAUAGCUGUGACAGGGUCAAGCCAGAGUCCCAGGCUCCUUCAUGAUGGCAUGGCUCUGGUCGUCUCUCAUAACCCUUUCCUUGUUUUUAUCAUCCUAGCCUGUGCCUUUUCUGGUUUCAGCAUUUAUGUCACCUGUGCCAUGCUCUGCUCUCCCAUCUCACUUUUUGCAAGCUUCCCUCUGCAUCUAUAGGAUGGCCACCAUCCCGUGUCACCUGCAGCUACUCUGUGCUUCCCAGGCAUCGUCCUGGUUUCCUCUGAGAUGGAGAAGAAUGGAUAGAUUUAUUUAGGGCAGAGGGCAGCCCAGCCAUUCCAGAUUCUUUCCAUGCUGUUGAGGUACCUGUGAGAUCUUCAGCCUUUCUUUAGUCAGAAAAGAAAGUUAUAUACUCCCCUCUGGCUUUUUGAGGCACAUUCAUAUCCUAGGAGCUUGGGAAUCCGUUGGGUCUCAGAAGGGCUUAGGUGUCAGAAGGGACAUGGGGAGUUUAGAGGUGCCCGUGGUGCCUAGCUGACAUGAGGCUAGACUUGUUGCUUCAAGCUCCAACCAUCCUGGAGUCAUGCACCUGAAAGGCUGACCCCUCCAUGCCCUUUUAAGUGACUGGACUUGAGUCCAAGUACCUUUUAAAGAUGUCAGAAGGGCUGAAUAGCUUACUGCGUGAAUGUGGGCAGAUCUGGGUGUGAGCUGUGGUCUGGUCACAUGUUGGUUAAGUCCUUUGAAGUUACCUAAUGUGGUUCCUCAAUUUCCCUGUUUCAAAAUAGUGGGCUGACAAGUCGUGCUGGAUUGUGGGAGGAUGCCAGGGACAGAUGACUGUAUCAAGUGCUUGGUAGGGAGCCAAGCAGAGGGUCUGUGCAAUAACCGAUGACCCCUAACGCUGGUGGGAUGAAUGCUGGGACAGCGAUCUACUUAGCAUACUUAAUACUGGUACAUCGCUGAACCAAUGUAUCUGCUGUAUAUUAUCUCAUUGACUGCCAGGCGAGAGAAACUGCCUCCGUCAUCAUAAAGCAGUAGCUGCCUCUGUUGCUCCCACCAGCAGGGCAUCAGUGAGAAGGCUCUCGGUGGGAGAUUGUGUCUUAGAUAAAAGACUUUUGGGCCUGAUUCGACAGCUGGUGGUCAGUUUGCCGCAGCAGCUUGACUCUGGACACAUUUAAGCAGCUUUUGGAUGACCGUCCUCCAGUAUCUUCCAGACUUCCCGAUUUCUUCUUUAGUUGUCUUAUCCUUUGGUUGUUUCCUUUCCUGCCUUUCCUGGACCGUGGAAGGAAGAAAUCCAUUUCAAAUCUGCUAACGUCUUGUACCAGGCCAAUAGCAUUGGUUAGAAGCAACUUAUGGAGGGAGGCUGAAGUGGAGAAUUAGGGCCUCUGGCGCUGACUGGUGGUAGUGUAUGUUUCUUCUUCCCUCCUUCAUACUCCUCAGUCCAUUGCCUGGUGAGGGGGCACCACUGUGUUUGGGGAGUGAUGAAAACCGCUGAGUGACCUUUGUAGAGAGGAAUGUGAUGCUCAGUCAGGCUGGCUUUCCAGGUUUGGGCCACUUCUGGCCCGAGUGCUGUCUUCCCUGGGCUGUGGUCAGUAGAGUGCUGCACUCAGAACCAUUGUGCUUUCUGGGCCAGGAGAGUAGCUUAGGGUCCCCAUGCCCCCUCUGCUCCAGGCUGACUAUUGGGACACUGUGAAGGUGGAUUCCUGCUCACUGAAUUGUCUCUCUCACAGGCUGACAGGCUUCCCUUUUCACAGACCAAGCCCUGAGGAAGCUUUUGUCUCUCCUGCGCCUCUGUCUGGCUGCUGCUCAGACCCCAACUCUGGGCAUCCUGUCUUGGAGAAGGGGAAAUCCCACUCCCCGCUCAGCAUUUUCACCGUGGAGAUCGUCUCAGUGCUAGGUGUCUGUGUUACUCUCAUGGGGACUUUGUGUCUUAAGUACCACCUUCCUUCCACAUAGUCACUGUAGGCCAAGAGAGUAGGAAAUGAAAUCAAGAAAUGCAUUCCAUAUAAAAAUUACUUUUUAAUGUCCUGGUGCAGUAGAUAAUUAGCAGCUGGGCAGUGUCUGAAACAUGGAGGCUGUGCUGGUUUGGGUCUCGUUUUUGCUAUCCCCUUAGGUGACAAGUGUUGCAGUGUACGGGAUGAGACUUGGUAGAAUGAAUUGGGCAACUGAGGUGCACCCUAGGGCUGUGGAGUUCCUCUCUGGUGGGUACCUUACGCCCACCCCUCUGUUUACUCUUCCUCCAGUAACUUCUUGUUAGAGUCACUUACAUACACUUCACAUUCACAACCACGCCUAAAACUUAUUUCCCGCUAAUUAAAGAAAAAGGAAGGUCAGUGUUUAAAAACAGUAUAAAGAUGUUUGCUAGGCCCUGUGGCAGGUUUUGUUUUUAGUUCUUUUUUUUCUAAGUUUAGUAUGUGCACAGAUAACAUCCACUUAAAAGUGAAGGAGCCGUAGCUGAAAUUCAGUGCAGGCACACGUCUGUGUAGCUCUUUGUAUCUGGAAGGCCAAUCGCUUAGGAAAAGGGUGCUGAGGAGGUGAUCUUGAAGUACCUACCAAUUCAUAAUUUUAUGAUAUUUUGAGAUCUUGCGUGUUUUUAGGCAGGGACGUGCAGUGGAGUUUGUUUGAUCUCAGUUCAGGGUGGGGUUUAUAGUUCCAUCUUGAGCAUUCCCAGCCCUGCUGUGACGAAUGGGUGGCACUUGAAGUAGCUACUGCUUAAGCUGUGCCAUCGGCGUGCCAGGCUUCUGUUGCAGUGUGGCAGAUGGUAAGUGGCAGAGCCUUAGUAACGUAAGCUGACGACAUAAAAUGACAUCCAUCCUAGCAGGAGCUGGUAACUGACUGCUAGGCUUGGCCAUGUACAAAGUGAGUUUCUGCAGGUUGGCUGAUCUGAAACUAAAGAAAAAUAGGUCCAGUAGAUAGAGAUUCUGUUAAAGAUGAGAGAGGUCAACCCAUGGCAUCCUAGCUAACACUAAUGUAUGCUGUGUACUCAGAUAAUGCUGUCACAUGUUGUAGAGUGCUUGCUUAGAACGCAUGGAGUCUUGGGCUCAAUCUCUGGAAGUGCAUGCACUGGCCCUGGUGCUGGAGGACCUGGAGUGCCUUAGACCCUGUGUUAAAAAAUUAGGAGAAAAAUCAAAUGAAGUCUCAAGUUUGGGCUCUUGCACAUGGCUCUUGUCUUUUAAAUGUCCAGUGUUUUUUCUUUGUCUUUUUCUAUUGUGUUUGCUUAACUUGAAUAAGGAAAGGGGAAAAAAUAGCCCCCUGAGCCCUGCCUGUCCUUUUCAGUUUUAUGGUGGAGUCGAUAGUGAGGGCAUGCAGAAGCCUACGAUGGAGGCACUCUUAUCCUUGUGGCUUUGGCCCCCUGGGCGCACUGCACAGCAGUGAAACCAAAUCCAGAAUGUGCAUGGUGAAUUUGUAUGCCUUCAGAACAUUGUACCUGUUCUGAUACAGGGAACUUUAAAACACUUUGUUAAAACAAAUGAAACCAUUUUUAUAAUGGUGUAGUUGAUUUAGAAUGUUACUGAUUGCAUACCUGAAUUUUUAUAUUCAAAAAUACAUUUUUGAGCACUGCCUUAUCUAUCUUAAGGAUCUGUUUCAUAUAAUAUUUUCUUUUUGCUAACUUAUUUCAAAGAGAAAGAGUGUUGCUAGAGGGCUAUCUCUCCCUUUCACAGUUUUUUUUCCCUGUUUCUUUUCGCCAAUAAAUG
Messenger RNA from Chionomys nivalis (European snow vole), 5227 nucleotides. It is a transcript of the gene Sft2d2, whose product is annotated as SFT2 domain containing 2. Gene Ontology annotation, biological process: vesicle-mediated transport. Gene Ontology annotation, cellular component: membrane. NCBI's taxonomy places the organism in Eukaryota, Metazoa, Chordata, Mammalia, Rodentia, Cricetidae. Bases 40 to 522 code for a protein of 160 amino acids. The transcript has 8 exons. The record is from RefSeq and is a predicted model, not a curated record.